Effrenium voratum is the source of this 885-nucleotide messenger RNA. The record is from the annotation of a GenBank genome assembly. Lineage: Eukaryota; Dinophyceae; Suessiales; Symbiodiniaceae.
CCAUCUCAGAGUCCUUCCCCAAACGGCCCCGGCCGAAGAUUCCGCCAUGGUGGACCAAGCGACGGUGUCGGAUGAUCCUUUGGCCAUCGAGGCUCUGCAUCAGGAGACCCGUGCGCUGCACGGGGAGGUGGACGAGUGUUUGGCAUCCCUGGAGGAAUGGCGGCAACGGCGCAAGAAGGACUUCGAGGUGUUUGAGGAGGAGAUGGGGAAGUACCAGUGGGAAAGGAUCGAAGCAGACUUGCAAUUGCUCGACAUGGAGGCCAGUGGCACAUCCUGGCAGCCAGUCGAUGCCGCUGAAGCCUUCUCAGCGGUUGCUACAUGCGGCACAGGCAGCGCAGCAGACGCUGCCACGGACGCUGAAGCAAGGGAUGCGGGCGACGUCGUCGCUGCUGCAGCGCCGGGCCCGGCCGAAAGCGAGCGCCUGGCAGCUUUGCGGGCGGAAGUGGAGGCUUUGCGCCGCAAAGAGGCGGAGUCAGAGAAGCUGCUCAGUCCUUCAGAGGUGCUUGGUCCAGAGUUCUCAGAGGAGGACUGGGAUGAGUUGGAGCAGAACUUGCUGCGGACUCGUGGGGAGGUAGACCAAGUGCAGGAGUCGAUCGCAUCAGCUGGCAACCAGAUGGCGCAGGAGUUGCAGGAAAUGGAGAAGAUGCUGGCGGAGUGCGAGGCGUUCCGCCUCCGUUGCCAUGGGAAGUGAGAUGAGUUACCACAGAGUGACGCUCCUUGCUCAGAACAGUGUCGCCGCGUUGACAGCGACAUCCUGGGACUUCAGAGCAGAGUUUCAUGGAGUUCCAGCCGCGGUUCCCCGCAGAGCGCGUGCUGGGCGCGGGUUUGGGCAUAUGUUUCAACACGAGACGUCGUGCCCUGCUGGGCGCGCGAGUGGAGAGUGGA